Molecule: messenger RNA, 3465 nt
Organism: Esox lucius (northern pike)
Lineage: Eukaryota; Metazoa; Chordata; Actinopteri; Esociformes; Esocidae
Product: glutamic acid-rich protein
Exons: 9
Coding region: 650-3058 (802 amino acids)
Biological process (GO): spindle organization
Cellular component (GO): centrosome
Source: RefSeq, a predicted model, not a curated record
GUAAACGUUCCUUAAGAGUUGUUUUGACAAUAGUCCUAUGCAUUUACCAAAAAAAAUGACAUAAUGAGUAUAUUUGUUACAUCAGAUAUUCAAUGAACACGACUUUCCUGUUAUGAAUAAAUGUAAUAGUCUAAUACUUAUUUCCAGCCGUAUUCCAUAGCCUACUAUUAUAUGGUAACAUUUGGAAUCCCGAUGGUCUAUAUGCGUUUCUAUACAGACGUUUAUAGGCAUCUCAACUGUCUAAUAACAUUAACCUAAAAAUGUAUCCUAAUUCUAAACCUAAAUUCAACACUUGCCUUAACUCUUAUUCUAAACUUUAGCCUAACCUUAGCAAGCAACAGUAAAUAAAUAGAUACAGUAUUUUCUUGACAGUAUUAUCUGUUAAAGUACAGAUGGAUAGGGACUCGCAAAAUAAAAUGUAACCCUAUUUUUUAUUACACAAUAUGAUGACAGCAAUGAUACUGAUAAGAACUAGCUAAGAUUUGCCCUAUUCAUCUGUGAUAAUAGUGUUGUCCAAAUACCCCGUCCCUCUCUCUAAAAGAGAGUAAUCCAACCAGCCCUUAAUCCAUGUUAAUCUCAGUCAGUUGAUUCAGAGCCCUCAAUUUCUAAAAGCUCUCUGUCAUGCGCAUACUGGAAGAAAAAAAGAGAAAUGAUGCCUACUUGGUAUGUGGACGGUCCCGAGAACAACAGACAGCAUUAUUCAAAACAUGGAACAGAAAGUCUGCUACAGAGUGAGCGCAGACGGAUGGAGCUGCAGACUGACCUUGUGACCUUACAGAGGGAUCAGCGCAUUAGCCAGGCUGUGCGUCUGCAAUGCCGGUGGCAGGAGCUGAGUGAGAGAGAGCGCCGGGCCCAGCUGUUGAACAGGGAGCUUUUGCAGGAGUUUGACAGAGCACAGGACACCCUGAGAAACAUGGUCACCCACACCUCUGCCAUGAACACCAUACGGGUGGAAUAUGAGAGCUAUCUGGAGGAGAGUUUCCCCCGCUGGCAGCAGCAGCUCAAAGAGAAGACUCUGUCAGCCCAGCGCAAGAGGAUGGAGCAGCACCUGAAGGACUGUCAGAGGAGGAUGGAGAAAGGCAGGGGUGAAGAAAGAACCACCAAGCAUCCCAAUGGAGCCACGUCGGUCAUUUCCCCAAGUCAUGCUUACAUACCCCAAAACGCAGCUGCACCUCAAGACCAGAACAGACAAAAUGGCCACGGAGGCUACGUUCAAGAUGGCUAUCAUCUGUCCUCCUGGUUGAUUCAUGGUCGUUCCCACUUGGCUGAUUGCAAAACCGGAAUCCCUUACAAUGACCACCGAGGAAACCUGACUCAACAGCCUGCUGACUCCCCACUCCCCCAUGACCCUCAGUCCCUCUUCCCACCCCAGCCUUACCCUGUCCAACCCUCUCACUCCUACCCCACCCUUACCAGUAGGCCUCACACUGUGUUCCAGCCUGAGACACCACCAUCGGGGUGUCCCACGGUAUGGGCUGGUGUGAUGGCCGCGGCUGGGAACAUCUUCAGGGUCCCAGUAAGCCCUCAAACCUCCUGGACUAGCCCUUCCAUGUCCGAUACCCACGGAGGGAGCAUUGUACAUGGUGCGGAGGAGGACGGUCAGGAAAGGGAAAUUAGUAAAAGGGCAGCGCCAAGGCCUGAGGGCGAGACACAGACAGGAGAGAGGAGAAAAGAUCCAUCACACGACCUGGACAUAAAACCAGUGCGUCUUUCGAGUGGACAAGGGGAGAGCAGUGAGAGCAGCAGAGCCUCGAGUAGAGAGGCCAGUAAAGAGAGGAAGGAGAGGAAAAAGAAGGCAGGGGGAGCAGGGCGGAGGGAAACAGACAGGCUCUCUGUAGGGGUCAGGGAGGUUGUUAUUGCUGAGACUUCAGUAUCCUCCUCUGUGGUUGAAAGCUCAGAGAAUGAUGAGCCAUCAGUGGCAGGAAGCAAGAGGAGCAGGAGAAGUAGGAGUGGAGUACUGGCUAACUCAUUUAGUGCAGAGGAGUCAGGGAGUCAUAAGGAGGUGUUGAUGGGUCAAAUGGUGUCAGGGAGUCAUAAGGAGGUGUUGAUGGGACAGAUGGAGUCAGGGAAUCAUAGGGAGGUGUUGAUGGGUCAAAUGGUGUCAGGGAGUCAUAGGCAGGGAGAAACCAGUGAGAAAGCUGUAGGGGACAUUUAUAUAGAAACAACAGAGGUGGAAGAGGAGAGUCUGGCAGGGGUAAGUCUAGAAGAGGAAGCAACAAGAGAGGAUGAGGAUGGACUGGAGCAUGAAGUAGAGGAGGAGAAUAAUGCAGAGGAAGAAGAGGGAACCAGCAAACAUGCUAGAAAGGAACAAGUAGAAAAUGAAAAUGAGGAGGUAAGCCAAAAAAGGAAGGAGGAAGCCCAACCAAAGACUCAUAGUGUUUUAAAAAGAGAACAAGAGGAGGGAAGGGGAGAGGAAGAAGAGGAGGAUCAGGAUGGUCAGGGAGACAGCCAAGAAGUAACAAGGAGUGAGAAUGAAAGAGAACAAACAAACAUCUGUCAGGAGGGAGAGUUGGAAGAGAGAGCUGAGAGUAGGGAAGAAGAGGUUUGUGUGGGAAAUGGAGAUGAAAGUGAGGAGGAUGAAGAGGGCUCAGCCGAGAAAGAAGAACCUGGUGAAGAACAAGUAGAGGAGCAGCAUAGUCAGGAAGCAGAGGAAGACUCCACAGAGGGGGAGCCUGAGGAUAAAGAUGAAAGCGACUCUGACGACAGCAUAAUAUCUCGACCGGCACACAGGUCAUCCAAAGUCCUGAUAGAGGAGGAAGAAGUGAUCAGUGGCAGUGGUGAAAAUUAUGAUCAUGAAGAUGGUCAAGAUGACAAAGUGAAAGGUUCUUCAUGGUCUGCAGAUCCAUUUCCAGACGAGGACGAUGAUAUUGAAAGUCUUCUAGCUCCACAAGCAGUGUCUCAGGAAAAACAAGAGAAAAAAAAUGAGGAGAAAGCAGUGAUCAAACCUAAAGCCAUUAGGGAGGACUUUGAAUGUUUUUCAGAAGUGCAAGAAGUGGACAAAAAGCUGGAGGCCAACCAGUACAAUGAGUCAAACGAGUUUGAUCCCUUCUAUGACUGACAACUGUAUCAUGUUCCAGGGCACUUGGACCUCCCUGAGAGAAUUAUUCUACUGCUGUGACUUUUGAUUUUCAUUGGACUUUUGCUAGUCUUCAGUCUGAGGCUGCCACCAUUGAAGUUAUUUGAGGUAGUGCCAAAAUAAUGGGUAUUGUACAAAACAUCAGUCAUCAGUGGUUUAAUCUACAACCAAUCGGGGUAUCAAACCCAAUAAAUUACAUUCUAAAUGUCAUUUCAAUGUGUUUGCAUAGAAAUUGUCAGGGAGGUUCUCUUCAGACUUAUUGCACAGAAUUAAUGAACAUUUGUGGGUGUGGUGUAUUGUUUGUGUAGCCAAGUUAAAAAUGACUAAUGCCACUUCUAUAUGUUAUUAUUCUAUGUAUUCUUUGUUAUUAAAUAAAUGCAUUGAGUUCA